Molecule: messenger RNA, 1053 nt
Organism: Arabidopsis thaliana (thale cress)
Lineage: Eukaryota; Viridiplantae; Streptophyta; Magnoliopsida; Brassicales; Brassicaceae
Product: Ribosomal protein L19 family protein
Exons: 4
Coding region: 79-555 (158 amino acids)
Biological process (GO): translation
Cellular component (GO): ribosome
Molecular function (GO): structural constituent of ribosome
Source: RefSeq, marked reviewed
AAGGGAUUUGUUUUUCUCAAAAUCUCUGAAAGCUUUUGGAUAUUUGUGAUCGCAUAGAUCGAUUCCUUUUGCGGAGAAAUGCAAUUGAUUCGUGGCAGUACAAGGUUGCUUCAGAGGCAUCGUUUCUCCAUCUCCAACACUCUUCCUUUCACUUCUUCUUCUUGUGGAAGCUGGUCUGCUAAUGAAUCGAGGAAGCUAGGCUUUGAUUCUUUCCCUAGUACUAGAGCUGCGACAUAUCUCAUUAGCUCGUUGAAAAAUGCCGGCUUUUCCUCUUUGGCAGUAGUACCUAAACAAAACUUUUCGUCGAGGUGUUUUUCCACCACUGGAGAUUCUGUUCAAGGAUCCCCUGAGUCAGAUUGUGUUGUGCCUCAGAGAAUCAAGUUUAAGCGGCUUGAUAAAACCGCUAAGCAUAUUAUGCAGAUUGUAGACAAGGAAGCAGUUGAGGAAGUGAGAACUCUUAGAGAGAUUCCAGAGAUAAAGCCUGGUUACAUUGUGCAGCUAAAAGUGGUAACUACUGUUGGCCUAGGUUGUAAUUUCUUUUUCUUGGGUGAGUAAGAUCAAACUAUCUUUCAUCUUCUAAGUGAAACCUUUCAUUUACUUUGUUUGAACAGGAAGUGCCUGAGAACAAGAGGCGUGUAUCAAUCGUAAAAGGCGUCGUCAUAGCAAGGCGUAAUGCUGGUCUCAACUCAACAUUUAGAAUUAGAAGGCUUGUUGCUGGAGUGGGCGUCGAAUCCAUGUUCCCCUUGUAUUCCCCAAACCUGAGGGUGAUUAAGGUGGUGGACAAGAAGAAAGUAAGAAGAGCCAAGCUUUAUUACCUCAGGGAAAAGGUCAAUGCUCUCAAGAAGCAUUAACAGCCUUAAUAAGAAUUAGCAGUCUACUCUUGUCUUUAAGAAUUGAAUUUGUGUAAUCGUGAAUCUCUUCAAUUCUCUUGAUAAGCCAAUCAUCACAAGCAGGUUAAAUUGAUCUUUCAUGAGUUCACCUCUCUGUUUUUGUUUCUACGUUGAACUCUGUUUUUUGAGUGUUUCCCUUCUCAGUUUCUUAUAAAAAGAUUAC